This is a messenger RNA of Podarcis lilfordi (Lilford's wall lizard), 4524 nucleotides long. Lineage: Eukaryota; Metazoa; Chordata; Lepidosauria; Squamata; Lacertidae. The record is from the annotation of a GenBank genome assembly.
AUGCAAUCACCUAUGUAUCCGAAAAUGGUAAGGGCAAUUAAUGCUUAAGAUUUUCUCCGCCCUGGUUUGAAGGUAUGGUGAUGAUGAUGCUAGCCGCUUGGACUCUAGAGAUCACCAGGUAUUAUUAUAAUCUGGAUAUGAAGCCUGAUAAGGAACAGUUGAAGGAAUUGGGUGUGUUUAGCCUGGAGCAGAGGAGAUCGAGAGAGGAUGGGAUAGUCCUCCUCAAAUGUCUCCUGGGCUGUCACAUGGAAGAUGGAGCUAGCUUGUUUUCUCCUGCUCUGGAGGCUAGCUUCUGAACCAGUGGAUUUCAAUUACAAGACAGGGGGUUCCAACUAAACAUCAGGAAGUACUUUCUUACAUUAUUAUGAUUAAUUAAAUUUGAAGAUCUCGGGACAGUUCGCAGUACAGUGGUACCUAAGGAUAACCUAAGACACUUCAGGUUACAGACUCCGCUAACCCAGAAAUAGUACCUCGGGUUAAGAACUUUGCUUCAGGAUGAGAACAGAAAUCACACGGCAGCAGCGGGAGGCCGCAUUAGCUAAAGUGGUGCUUCAGGUCAAGAACAGUUUCAGGUUAAAAUGGACCUCCAGAACGAAUUAAGUUCUUAACCCAAGGUACCACUGUAUAAAAAUACAAUAUAAAAACAUAAAGAUACAUAAUAAAAAGGAGAACAAUAACAAAACAAACCCAUAAGCCAGGGGUCAGAAACCUAAGGCCCAUGGGCCAGAAGCAGCCUGUGGAGGUUGUUUGACCGGCCCACAACCCACCCCCGAACCAAGCUGCCCACUCGCUAAACCGGCGCAGCGCAGGGACUCACUUCCACGGUGCUGUAAAUCGCAUCUGCGCAUGCGCAGAUGCCGGAAAUCACAUCUGCUCAGAUGCAGACACUGAAAAUCAUGGAUGUGCCCGCUCACGUGCAUGCAGAAUCCAACCCACAGAUAGAUCUCCAUGGGACCGAUCCAGCCCAGGCAAGAUAAACCUUGCUGACCCCACCCAUAAGCCAUCCCUCCCACAAACACAUGUAAAAGGACAUAGACUGUUCAUCAGCCCAAGGCCUGGCUGAAGGGGAAUGUUUUUGCCCAGUUCCUAAAUAGAUAUAACGGAGUGGCGCCAUCGGCAAUGGUGGACUCCCUCUGAUCUGGAGGGACUAGCUCCACGCGAAACGGGUCUUUUCCGCUACAGCGAAGCGGGGACCCUUUGAAAAAUCACAGGCGGAUGAAGCCUGUGACCAUGGGACUCGGCGGGCACCUUUCGCGCGCCCCACCCAACUCGUAAAGGAACCCAGUUACGGGCUCCGGAGCGAAGAGAGGUAAGUGGCGCGGUGCUGAGAGUCAACUGCUUCUUCCGUGGAGCGAAGCCGCACAGCCGUUGCCGGAGAGCGCUGCCUUUUUCCUGGGACAAUUUGGCUUCUAAAAUAAUCACCCGUGAGUACUUAAAUUUCGGACAAUUGGACUUUAAAUAAGGACUUGCAAGCAGAAAGGAAAAUUGGACUUAAAAGUUUACCUCAAUUUGGCACUGAAACGGGAAAGUCUAAACAGGAAGUCAGCCUUCCGUUUCUUUGUAGAUAGAUUAAAGCAAAGACAUGGCAAACUAGAGCUCAGAAAAUCGCUUGUAAAAGAUUAACUUUCAUCAUUUAAAAUUGUUGAACCCCUUCGGAAGCAGGAGAAGAGGGGGGAUUUUUUCGGACUGUUUAAACCUGCAGAAGUGAGUGUAAAGUAAAGUAACUUUCCACCGUCCUGAUCCUGGAGCGGGGUGUCAGGACUGACGUUUUUUGAAGCUCAUUGACCAGAGACAAACGUUUUUGACAGAUAGCUAUAAGAAGAGAAAAUUUGAUUCCAUUGUUACCCUUCGCAUUUUAAAGGAACAAAUAUUGACAAAAUAUCUGAAAAAGGAAACUUUGUUGUUAGACUUGUCUUUAAAAGAAAGAACAAAUAGAAGUUUUCCCCCUAGAGGGAGACUGUGAAACUGUAACCAACUCCGGGGAGCCAGCAGCUGUUACAGAUUACAGUCGUGGGAAUAGACUUCUGACCUUGCAGGACAAUGUAUUCAGAAGCUCUGUUGUGUGCUUUCUGUAAAACAAAGGCCCUACUGGAACAGCUACAUGAGAAGACGGACUUGAUGACUGAUGCGAUCAGAAAUUUUGAACAGGCAGUGGGAAAUUAUAUGGAGCCCACCCAGGAAUUAAAUCAGGAGUGUGCCCUGACAGAACAGAUGAGGGAAGAGGAUGUUGCUGAAUCUUGGGCGCCAGAGAUGGAGGGAGCUGUGGCCCAGCAGGAACAUGAGCUUUUGGAUUUGACAAAUGAACUUGGAAAAAGCCAGAUUUGGAAAGAUAAAGUUUGGUUUGGUUUGGAAAUGGGGGGCUGAAUAGACCCCCCUAUGCAGGGAUGUUUGGACUUUUCAAGUCUGGCAAUGGGCCGUGAGAUGUUUGGGGUUGUGGGGGCUCUUAAUUUUGGAGGGAUUUUGAAACAUGUUCUUAAAUACCACAUGGAGUUUAGUGUGGACUAUGGAAAAGGGGCUGAUUUGUCGAGAAGGGUCAAAAACAUUGUUAAGCUGGAGUUCCCACGAGUGAAAGGAGCAGGGGACAAAGGAAAAUACAGCUAUAAAUAUGAAGAAGAGCCGCGGAAGGGACAUGGAAGGGACUUAAGGGCCUCGGAUACAAGGUUACCAGGUUUAUGCGCUAGAUCGAUGGGAUAAUAAGGACUGACAAAACCCGGGACCAGGAGGAAGGGACGCUGGAUUAAGAUUGGAUUGUUUUUAUUUCUUUUUUUUACUACUAGGAUUGUUUUAUAAAAUUGAUGAAUGUUAGAAAAAUGUUGGAAUGAAAUUAUUUGGCUUUAGCAAAAAUGUUUAAAGAAUUAUAUAAGAAUAUUAUGGUUAUGAGAAGUUGCUAAAAAUAAGAUUUAAGUUUUAAGCUUUAAGGUUCUUUAUAGUAAGAUAAGAUUAAAAUAGAUUAAGGUAAUGUAAUGACAGAAUAUUAUGAAAUAUGGAAAGGAUUUGCUGCGACAAUUAACAACUAGGAUACAAAAAGGGAGGAGGAGGAGGUCAAAGAAAGAAGGUAAUGACAGUUGAGGAUUUGAGAAUGAUGGAUUUGUUUUUGAGUGUUUGUGGUGUAUUUUUGUUUUUUGAAUUUGUAUUGUUUGAUGUGGUUUGUUUUUUCUUUGUUUUUUCUUUUUCUUUUUCUGUUUUGUUCUCUUUUGUAAUUCUAAAAAAAUUUCAAUAAAUAUCAUUUAAAAUAAUAAUAAUUUAAAAAAAGAUAUAACGGUGGUUCCAGGCGAUUCUCCCUGGGGAGAAUGCCCGCAAAAUGGGGAGCCACUGUAGAAAAGGUCCGUUCUUGUGUUGCCACCUUCCAGACCUUUUGUGGAAGAAGCACAUGAAGAAAGGCCUCACAUGAUGAUUGCAGGAUCCAGGUUGGUUCAUGUGGUGAAAAGCAGCCCUUGAGGUUUUAUCAAGAGAAGGUUUUCCCCAAAUGUAGAUAAGCAUUAUGGAGACUUUAAAAAAGAGAAAACCCUACUGAUAUCUGACAGCCAGUCUAUUGUUGGCUAUGGAACAAAAUAAUAAUAAUCCUGAUCUUGUUCUGUGCCCUGGGCCCAAUCCCACAUCUUGCUCACUCAUUAACCGCAUUUCUUUUCAUCCACAGAUCUCUGUAUAUAAGAAGAUAUGGAAAAGGUAAGAUAAUUAGUCCUCUGCACACUUACCUGGGAGGUCAUAAGCUUUAUUGAAUUCAGUGGUGUUUACUCAUCAGUAGACACAUCUAAGGCAGUGGCGGAGCUUCAUGCUCCAGCUCCGGGGGACAGAGAGCAGGCAGUGGUGGGGCUGGCUCGUGUCCCAGGGGCUUUAAAGGUCAGCACCAAUGCUUUGAAUUGUGCUCGGAAACAUACUGGGAGCCAAUGAAGAUUUUCAGGACCAGUGUUAUAUGGUCUCAGCGGCCACUCCCAGUCACCAGUCUAGCUGCCACAUUCUGGAUUAGUUGUAGUUUCUGGGACACCUUCAAAGGUAGCCCCAGGCCUCAGGCAGAAGUCUCCAUGAACACUGAUAAUUUUAGCUAGUUCAGACCUGAGACCCCUCCAGCAUCCAACUGAUUCCAAUAUUGAUACCUUCCUGCUGAUUUGCUGAUAUUAUUAUUAAUAUUAUUAUUAUUAUUAUUAUUAUUAUUAUUAUUAUUAUUAUAAUUUAUAUACCACCCUAUAGCUGGAGGUCUCAGGGCAGUUAUCAGCUAUGGCCUGGAGAGCAGGAACAUUAUCAUUUGAAAACAUUGGCAGAUCAGGCUUUUGUUAAAUGACCAGGAGCAGGGUCCAGAGGAAUACAACUGCAACCUUUGUGGGUUUUCUCCAUGGGCCGAGGCUCUUGUCUUUUGCAAUUCCAUGCAGAAAGCCAAAAAUAACAUGGGAAAGAUGCCUGCAUGAGGAUGGGGAUGGAGGAAUCGUCCUGGAAUCUGCCUCCUGCAUUGCAAAUACCAACCACCAUUGUGAACCAUUCCAUUUGGAAAGAAAACUUGAAUCAUUUGGAUCAGAUAUAUAUUCAUAA